Geodia barretti is the source of this 1677-nucleotide messenger RNA. The record is from the annotation of a GenBank genome assembly. Lineage: Eukaryota; Metazoa; Porifera; Demospongiae; Tetractinellida; Geodiidae.
ACUCCCCAUUAUAGAAUUCUCUGAUUCACAGAUAAGGCCAGAGGGAAGGAACUGAUUCCAUUCCAGUGAAGUCCCGGUUCCAUUCCACUCGGAAUGUCUAAUCAUACGACAGAUGAUGAGAGGGUUACCAUAGUAGCCAAGUAUGACCUGGGUCGCGAGGAGGGGGCGGUGAUAGAGAACUGGGAGGAUCCUGAUCUCUCCGUCUACAAAUCUACCGACAGAUAUGGCUUUAUGCACACAACACCACUACCAGAAGUACAGGUUCCCGAGAAAGUUAUGCAGAUAGAGAGAGAGAGAGCAGUGAAAUGGGCCAAGAUGACGACGCAGUGGAAGAAGUAUUCCGAUUCUGACAAACUCUAUCGCAGAGUAAACAAAGGGAUCCCCAAUUCCGUGAGGGGUACGGUAUGGAGACACGUCAUGGGUAUCGAGAACGUGAAGGAAGAGGGAGUCUACCUGAGGAUGAAGGAACUGGGAAGACGAACGUCUCCAGAUAUAAAACAGAUUGACAUCGACGUCCUCAGAACCUUCAGAGAUAACAUCAUGUACAAGGAUCGCUACGGAAUAAAACAACAGGCUCUGUUCCAUGUUCUCGUUGCUUACUCCAUGUACAACACAGAGCUGGGCUACUGCCAGGGAAUGAGCAGCAUAGCAGCUGUUCUACUGAUGUACCUAAAUGAGGAGGAUGCAUUUUGGGCUCUUGUCGUGUUCAUUGGAGACCCAAAGUUUGCGAUGCACGGAAUGUUGAUUCCUGGCCUGCCCAAGCUGCUGGCUCUCUGUGACUUUCACUCAACUCUGAGGAAGAGAUUCAUGCCGAAACUGCAUCGACACAUGGUAGGGAGGGAGGGAGGUGAAGAAGGAGAGAGAGAGAGAGAAGGAGAGAGAGAGAGGGGGGGAAGAGAGAAUAAAAGAAAAGGCUACAUACGAGAAGCUGUAUACAUGUAUAAUAGGUUUCAGAUACCUUGUGACAAUAUAAACAGCUACUGUGUAGGAAAGUGAAGUGUAUUGUAGUACAGUACAUGUGUUAGGCUGAAAGUGCAGUCAUGCAAUACACGUAUGCCAACGACACACUAUUUGUGUUCCACUGUUGAUUUAGGACUCGCAAUACGUUGCCGCUCCGGACUACACCACUGCCUGGUUCGUCAAACUCUUCCUCGACGCUCUACCAUUCCAGCUGGUUCUCCGUAUCUGGGACCUCAUGUUGUUCAGAGGAGAGGGCACGCUAAUGGCACUCUCUCUAGUACUCCUCAAGAUAAACUCUCGAGCCAUUCUUCGUCUGAAGGAGGAUGGUAUCAGAUUACAUCUUCAGGCACUGUACCGUCAGCACUACAAUGAAGAUGACACCAUCUUGGAAGUCCAGGGUAUGUUGGGGGAGAUGGUGAAGGCGAGACUCCGCCUACCACAACCAGUAAGACUCCAGAAAAUCGCAGAACUGACUCAGAACGCCAAGGAACGGACUGCAGACAUCCUACAGCAGAAUGGAACCGAGACACUCAGUAUCCACGUUGACUUCUCAGCUCACGACUCUAGUCCAGACCCCGAACUCUCCACAUACGUCUAGUUUCGUGUAUAAUUAUAUGUAUUAUACUUCAUCAGUUGUAUCGAGAUGUCAGUGUGUCUAUGUGUAUAUAUAUUGUGUGUGGCAGUCUUACAAACCUAUGUAUUUUUUCACAGUGGCAG